AUGGGCGAUCUGCCCCGACAACGGUCGUUGCAUCAAAAAUAUGUAUUUGCAAAUAUUGAAGCUGCAGCUAAUUACCGCAUGUGCUCCAACUUAUGGAACGGGUAUUUUAACUGGACAUGGACGUACAAAUUGAACUCCGACGCAGUUUGGGGAUAUUUCAUAGUUAGAAAUGCAAGUAAACACGUCAUUGGACCACAAAUUAAUGUUCCUUGGGUUAAUGCAGAAGAAAUGGAUCCAGUAGAUGAUGAGUUAAAGAUGAAACUUAGAACUAAAACAAAGGCAAGCGCUUGGUUUGUGUCCAAUUGUUAUACAGUUAAUCGAAGAGAAGAAUAUGUAGAGAAUAUUAAAAAACAAUUGAGUUUGUAUAAUUUGACUUUAGAUAUUUACGGUGAGUGCGGGAGCCUGCAAUGUCCCAAGAAUAUUAUGUCUAGAUGCUUAAAACAUUUGCAGCAUAAUUACUAUUUCUAUUUCGCGUUUGAAAACGCUCUUAACGAAGAUUAUCUUACAGAAAAAGUUUUACAUGCUUUAAAUUACAAUACUGUUCCUGUUGUCUUAAGUGGAGUAGACUAUUCAAGAUUUUUGCCGCCCGGUUCUUUCUUGGAUGCUCUUGCGUUGGGACCUGAGAAAUUGGCUAAGUCUAUGUAUGAUAUAAUUCAAAAUCCAACAUUAUACUACAAAUUUUUCAGAUGGAGAAACUAUUAUUCAUUUCACUUAAGGCAUGAAAGUCCGAAUACCGAUGAUUAUUGUCAUUUCUGUGCCAUGGCUAAUGACGACAACUUAAUGUCGAUUACUAGCAUUUAUGAAGACUUUGACUCUUGGUGGAAUUCUUCCUUGCAAUGUAACCAUCUCUUUUAUGAUGACAAUUAA
Molecule: messenger RNA, 867 nt
Organism: Manduca sexta (tobacco hornworm)
Lineage: Eukaryota; Metazoa; Arthropoda; Insecta; Lepidoptera; Sphingidae
Product: alpha-(1,3)-fucosyltransferase C
Exons: 2
Coding region: 1-867 (288 amino acids)
Cellular component (GO): membrane
Molecular function (GO): alpha-(1->3)-fucosyltransferase activity
Source: RefSeq, a predicted model, not a curated record